This is a messenger RNA of Tripterygium wilfordii, 875 nucleotides long. RefSeq lists its product as uncharacterized. Lineage: Eukaryota; Viridiplantae; Streptophyta; Magnoliopsida; Celastrales; Celastraceae. The record is from RefSeq and is a predicted model, not a curated record. The transcript has 2 exons. Bases 138 to 641 code for a protein of 167 amino acids.
CAAUUCACGAGCAAUAGACGUCUGUCGAGACUCCAGUGCAUGCACCUGCUUUUUGCUUCUUGGAGGCUUUGCUUUUCUUAGGUUCAUGCACGGGGAUUGAUUGAGAUCUUCCCUGUCUUUUUCUUCUCCCAUCCCAAAUGAACAGCGACCCAAUUUUCUACUUUGCCAGAGCCAUGAACUAUCCGAGAUCGCCUCGCUUCGCCGGAACUACCAUACCACAAAUCCGACACAUCUUUGCAAUUGUUUGCUCAGGUCUCCGUCGUUUCUCCCGCGAUCGAUGGAAUUGCGCCGUUCACUUCGUCCGUGUCGAGGUUGUUGGCGUGAGCUUCGAUUUGAUACGGUUCAUUGGCGUGAGCUUCGUUUGCUGCGGUUCUGUGCCUUUAUUGCCGAUAAUCGGAUUUGCUGCGAGUGAUUGGCGUGGUGCAUACCUUGGGUGCAAUAAGCCAGUUGAGGUUAGUGGCAAUCAUAAUGUUUUUCCGGUCUUUGCCCUGUUUCCUGGAUUUCUUGAUGUUCGAUUGAUUUCCUUUGGUGGUUCUGCACCUGCUGCUGAACUUCUGUUAGCAAAACUAUGGAGUUCGUGGGCUGUAAAGAUGGAUCUCUUGCUUGCUAAUACCCCAUUUCGUCAUGUCAGUAAGAUUUGAUGUUUUGGUUUAGUUAUUUUAGCUUUUGAUGGCGAGAGCUUUCACUCAAUCAGGUUACAUAUGGGGGGGUUUUGAGGAGCUUGGUGAUUAUCUUUUCAUGUUACAUAUAGUGCCAAUUGUUUCCUGCCCUAUUGUGUUGUGCUGCUGAUUUAGCUUGGUUUUAAAUUAAAUCAACGUCACGUUGUUGUUAUUUUGGUGUUGUCUUGAAUAACCCACUUCCAGAUCUUCCUUAAA